AUGAAGAAUUUCGGCUAUCGAAAUUGGGAAUUUGACUGGAGCUACGGUAUUGCAUGGGGCGCAACACUGUUCACUUUCGGUGCAUCACUGUUGCUCAUCUGUGACAAAGAACAUGAGGAAGUGUAUUUCAAAGAGAAGACCAUCUACAAUCCACCGCCCGAAUUAAACUUUAAACUAUGGUUUAUCCGGCGAACAAAGUGGGCAGCUGGACAUAAAUUGUUGUCCGGUCGUUCGAAAGCAAGUUUGUCGAACAGAAGAAUACGGCGAACGCAGUCCGGGAUGUUGUUCCAGUACCGAGCGGUAAGAAAAAGCGGUGAUGCUCGCCGGUUUCUAUGCCAAUAUGCGGUCGACCACAGUACCAGUGGCUGGAGGCAUGAUGAAACCGCCACUGGAUUUAUUCGACCAAUCGCACUGAGGUGUUUUGACUACCUCUGA
Messenger RNA from Gongylonema pulchrum, 435 nucleotides. The record is from the annotation of a GenBank genome assembly. NCBI's taxonomy places the organism in Eukaryota, Metazoa, Nematoda, Chromadorea, Rhabditida, Gongylonematidae.